Vidua chalybeata is the source of this 2365-nucleotide messenger RNA. RefSeq names its product mas-related G-protein coupled receptor member H-like. Bases 327 to 1262 code for a protein of 311 amino acids. Lineage: Eukaryota; Metazoa; Chordata; Aves; Passeriformes; Viduidae. The transcript has 2 exons. Gene Ontology annotation, cellular component: membrane. Gene Ontology annotation, biological process: G protein-coupled receptor signaling pathway. Gene Ontology annotation, molecular function: G protein-coupled receptor activity. The record is from RefSeq and is a predicted model, not a curated record.
UCCACUGAGCCUUGGGAAGCAACACCAACACAGGGCAUAGAGAGAGCCAGCAGGACAGUAGUGGGGAGCUCCUGGUGAUCUGGGCACUUUCUCCUUCAUGUCACUGACCUGGCAGGAGCCGCUUUAAGACAUGGAUCCCAAAGGAGCAAUAGGUACCAGGAAGUGCCGCUGAUCUGCACAGACCCCUUUGCCUGCUGCUGCCCCACAGGGAACAGGGAGCUGCUGAAGAAGCUGUGUGGUCCAUCCCUGGAUUCUCCAAGCACUGACUCCCCAUCCACUCUGACCACAGCCAGGGCCACAUCCCACCGCAUGCUCAGCGUCCAUCCAUGGAGGUGACCACCGUGUCCCCAUCUCCCGCCUCACCCACUGAAGGAGAUGAUCUCUGUGAGACAGAUGUCACCAGCAUGGCCAUACACAGUGUGACACUGCUCAUCUGCCUCUGUGGGCUGGCCGGGAAUGGGGCUGUUCUCUGGCUCCUUGGCUCCCGCUGUUCAUCCAGGAACAGCACCACCGGUUACAUCCUCAUGCUGACUUUUUUGGAUUUCCUCUUUCUCCUCUUUCUGUUGCCCUCUGCUCUGCUCUUCCUGCUGGAGGACGUGUCCUGCUCUAUCAUCCUGCCCUUGCGGUACUUGGGGUUGCUUUUCCAGAUGUUACCGAUGUCAUACAGCAUAUGGCUGUACACAUUGACAUUCAUCAGCAUCACAAGGUGCAGGUCCAUCCACUGCCCGCUCUGGCACUGCUGCCACCGUCCCCAGCACCUGUCAUGGGUGGUGCAUGCCCUGCUUUGGGCCUUCUUCAUCACUCUCGUCAUUGUCAUUCCCACAAUGUUUUCUCUGUGUGCUUCCCAGGUAUCUGAGCACUGCCGGUUUUCUCUUAUCUCCAUGUACACCUUCAACCUUCUCCUCUGUGCUCCCUCCAUGCUCAUUUCCAGCACAAUCCUCUUCAUUAAGGUCAAGCCUGCCUCCCAUCAGCAGCAACAUAAGAGGCUGGACAUUGUUAUCUGCAUCAUUGUGCUCUUCACUCUACUGCACAGCCUCUGGAACUUACUGCAUCUCCUCAGUUACACCAUUGUGUCCUCUCAGGUUUUUUUCCUGCUCACCUGUAUCCAUAGCAGCAUGAAACCCUUCAUCUACUUCUUGGUGGGAAGGUGCUGGAGGCCCUGCUCCAUGGGGUCUCUCUGGCUCUCCCUCCAGAGAGUCUUUGAGGAGCCAAAAGAAAACACUACCCACAGCAAUGAUCCUGCCAUGGACACAGUGCUCUGAGUCUGUUGAUUCCUCCUGCUGCACUGCUGAGGGACCCUGGGACAGUGGCUGAUGGAUUCCUUGAGUCACCUGAAUAAUAAACAUCUAAAGUGUCACCCUCCCUGUGCUGGUGCAUCCCCCACCCCCUUUCCAGGCCGCACUGGGCUCUGAUUCGUGCUUGGGAGGCCUCAGCCUUGAGGAGCAGCCCCUGGGCUCAGCUCCUCUGGCACUGAUCAGAAACACCCUCUGCUCCCAGGAACUGCUGCUGGCCAACGACCCCCUGGGCUUUUAUCAACAGCUUUGGGAAUUAUUUCACUUCCCUGAAUGCCACACCAUCCCUGCUCCCACACUUUCAUAGAAAGUUGCCUGCCCAAAGUGUGGCCAGGGUGAAACAUUGCUGUGGCUGAAGACCAUCCCUUGGGGCCCUGUAAGCAGCGGUCCAAAAGGAGACCCUUGGAGCUCUCCUGGGCCCAGCAGCGCUGACCAGAAGCUCCCUGGCAGUGGGGCCUCUCCGAGCUGGGAUCUCUCCCGUCUGCUGCCCUCGGGUGAUGCCCCAACGCCGACGGCUCCUGGGCCGAUCCCCCAGCGCUCGAGGCCCAAGCCUUGGCACAGUGAGGAGAUGCAAACGGAUCCGCAGUGAGCAUUUCACUGCCUCCCAGGGGAAUUUCUCACAGGCACCUUGUACUGACUCUUUCUCUCUGUGUGCACACACCUGUGCAUCUGCUCUGGCAAAUGUGGGGGAGAUGCUGCUCUCUCAGGUUUUCCAGUACCUGAGACAUCUGAGUGAGUCAGGCCUGGAAGCAAGGUUAAGGCAUGAGAUACCAUUGCAGCUAAAUGCAGUUCAUGUUAUUUCCUUGCUAAAUGGUUAAUUUUGAGGUACAAAAGCAGGAAUGGCUGGGAGAAGCAGAGACACUGCUCAUGGUCCCAGGUGGAGCAGGGCAGGAGUGGGGCUGUCGUAGGGGAAAAGGCAGCCCUGGGGAGGGUCUGGGAGUUGUCAGAGGGGUCCAUAGUGGUCAGAGGGUUCUGGUAGGGUCUGGAGAAGUUUGGGAAGGGUCUGGAUACUGCUGAUCCCAAAUGUCCGGGCAGCAGAGCCUAAUGGGCAGCGCUUCAAGGCAGGGAGUGGC